Aethina tumida (small hive beetle) is the source of this 2296-nucleotide messenger RNA. Its product is annotated as thyroid receptor-interacting protein 6. Gene Ontology annotation, biological process: cell-cell adhesion. The coding region runs from base 199 to 1857 and encodes 552 amino acids. Gene Ontology annotation, cellular component: stress fiber; focal adhesion. Lineage: Eukaryota; Metazoa; Arthropoda; Insecta; Coleoptera; Nitidulidae. The transcript has 9 exons. The record is from RefSeq and is a predicted model, not a curated record.
AUCUCGUUGUUCAACAAUAGCAUGGUCGACUGGAAACCUGAAGAACGUCAACCCGAACGUUUUGUGUGAUUCAGUCCGGAUUUUCGCGUGUGUGAGCGAGGUUUUACGUUUUGUGGACUCGUUUCUUGGGUGGUUUCACUUUUAACGCGUUUUUUUUUUUAAUUUGUGCGACGUUCCUUUCGUUAAAAGUUAAGCACUAUGAUGAACGAUUUGGAAAGGCAGCUGGCCGAACUGGAGCUGCUGAACAAACAGGACCUGAAACCGGCCGGCCAGACGCCGGGGAAAAAGAUCGGACCGCCGCCCCCGCCGAAGCCGAAGAAAACGCAGCCCCAGAUUCCUCAGUCGUACCCCCUGAAACAGACGGUCGAGCCCUCCUAUUCUUCGCGUCUGCAGUCCGCCCAGGUGUACUCGAACGUGCCGCCCCAAUCGCACUACUCCAACGCACCUCUUGGCCCCAAAUACCAGGACAGCAACUAUGCCAACUUCAAUCAGUACUCCAACUUACCGCGGGCCUACAACCAGAACGCCACCCUACCCAGUGGUGCCGUCUUGUCCGCGGGGAACAAGAGAACGACGCCCAUCAACAUGGCCCCCAAGGGUUACGCGAAACCUUCGGAAGUCACCUAUAGCAACGUGCAGACGCAAAGAAACCAGGACGGGCUGAUCUACAGCAACCUUAUACAUCCACCCAGGGAACCUAACGUAUACAGCAACAUGCCUCCGCCGCCUGUUAACUCCUACUCCAAUGAUGAUUUGCCACCGCCACCUCCGCCGUUAGAUUUAUGCUCCAACAUGGCCGAGUAUUCGCCGUGCAGCGUCAACACCAACCUGCCUCCGCCUCCGGAUGACCUAAUGCCACCCCCAUCGCCAGUCAGUUCGAGCUACAGCGAGCUGAGACGCGCCACUCAGCCGGAACAGGACUUCCACAACUAUGGAGGGUCUCAGUACGGGGAAACCGAUUCUCUAUACGGAUACGGUGGCAUGUCACAGUCGUCGUCCACGUACGAGUCGAUCUACGAGCCCAUUAAUCCACGUCCUCCCAGUCAAAUGUCCUCCAGAUCCAACUAUUCGUUGUACGCACCGUACGUGAGCGGUACCAGCAGCUCCAUGACUGGACCGAGUCAGUCGGUCAGCAGGAUCGGGCACAACAAGGAACAGGAGGUGGAUAGUCUGACGGAUUUGCUGGUGCAGGGUAUGGGCACCUCAGAACAAGACCAGGAAGACGUUUAUGGUGUUUGCGUUAAAUGUGGAGAAAAGAUUGUGGGUGAGAACAGCGGUUGCACCGCCAUGGAUCAGUUAUACCACACGAAAUGUUUCACGUGUCACCACUGCGCCAUCAAUCUGCAAGGGAAGCCGUUCUAUGCUCUGGACGGCAACCCCUACUGCGAGGAAGAUUAUUUGAACACUUUGGAGAAGUGUUGCGUGUGCCAGAAACCCAUUCUGGACCGAAUUCUGCGUGCAACUGGCAAACCCUACCAUCCCAAGUGCUUCUGCUGCGUCGUCUGCGGCAAAAGCUUGGACGGCAUACCGUUCACGGUCGACGCGACCAACCGUGUGCACUGCAUCGAGGACUUCCACAAGAUUUUCGCCCCAAGGUGUUGGGUGUGCAAGCAGCCCAUAAUGCCCGAGCCUGGCGAGGAGGAGACGGUGCGAGUUGUCGCCUUGGAUCACAGUUUUCAUAUCCAGUGUUACAAGUGUGAAGAUUGCGGUUUGGUUUUAUCUUCAGAGGCGGAGGGACGUGGUUGCUAUCCGUUAGACGGUCACGUUUUAUGCAAAAGCUGCAAUGCGAAACGCGUUCAGGCACUGACCAGCGACAUUUCAACGAUCAGAUCGAAUCCCAUGAUUACUGAACUGUAAUUUGAUUUGGUUAUUGGUAAUUAAUGUUAAGUUAGACGAGACGAAGAGUUGGUGUUUAGGUAAACAACGUUGAAACUGUAAAACUGCCACUUGGAUGUGAUUUGUUGAGAGUUUUUGAAAUGUUUAACAUUCCUAUGUUUGUUUUUUAUUAUUACUUUUAGUAAGUACUUGGCUUCAUUACGAAUCUGCUUUUUAUACACACAACUAAUAUUUAUACAGACUAUAUUAUUAUAUUUUGUGCUAUUUAUACAUACAUAUUAUUAUAUACAUUGCUUAGUUAGUUCUUAAAACGGGAACAAUAUAUUGUAUUAUUUUUUAAGUAAAUAUAAUCGAGGUAGAUUUAAGGUUAAAAAUCUGGUCAGCAUGAUUUUUUGUGAUUUGUUUUAGUAUUAUGUGCCAAUUUUUUUAUAUUGUGGGUUUAAUAAACUUUUAGAUUCAA